CGCAUAUUCAUCCGCUUGGCCAGUUGAUGGCAGAGUGACUUCCGACUUUGCAGGGCAGAGGCUUUCUGAGACAGGAUGCCGAAGAGCAAAAGCGAUGAGGGCAACUCCCCCGGGGGCGUGUCACUGUGGGAGCUCCUCACCAAGUCCUCGCUGAUGGUGGAGGGCAUGGAGGACGCUUCCCGGCUCAUGGAGUUCCGCCACAGGAAUCUCCAGUGGCGCACUGGCCUUGCCAGCGGUGCCCAGGGAGAGGUCACCAACACCACCGCGCCUAGUGCUGGGGUGAUGGCCCGCUGCGCCUCGUGGCCCAGCUUCGAAGCGCUGCCAGACAGGCAAAUUUGGAUGCUGAGCCCGGAGAUGGAGUCAGACUUGAAGGCAAGGGCUCCAAAGCUCUGGCAGCGUUUGCAGACGCAGCUGGGCCGCGCCAUUCAAGCGCUGGUGCUGUUGCUGGUGGUGGCCACCUACGCGGCCUGCCCCCUGACCGUCUCCUGGGCGAAGGUUGUGGGACAAAGCGAGGAUGGUGCACCCAUCAAGGGCCGGCCCUUCAAGGAGGGCUCCGUGAUUGUGGCCUCCUGGCUGUUGAUCAGCAUCGUGGGCCUCUCUUUGUCCUUCCUCUCCGGCGGUUGGAAGCUGGUGAGGCAGUGCUUCCAGCUGAAUCACAUCCUUAUCUUCGCCCCGGCGGGCAUCGGUUGGGCCUUUGCCGACGUCUGCGAGGUUCUCGCGGUGGCGCGCAUUGACCCUGCGACCUACGGGGUGCUUUCCCAGGGGCGCUUGCUCUCGAGCGCCGCAGCUGGUUGGCUUAUUUGUGGCGCUUCACAGAGUGGACUGCAGUGGGGUAUCCUGGCAUGCCUUUCGUUGAUUUGCAUGGCCUACUGCCUCAUCCCGGACAACACCUCCAACUCCCAGCGGCUCUUUGAAUGGCGGCUGCAAAAGGACAUGUGGCUGAUGGUGAAGCGCUAUGAGGUGGACGAAAUUAGCGACACGCAGGAACACAUCGUGGGAGCUGCCUUCGCCUUGGUCAAGGUACUGCUCUCAGUGCUCAGCAGUGUCUAUGUGGAGACCUGCUUCAAGUCUGGCGCUCAUCCCAUGCGCUUGCACGUCCAGAUGACACAGGUCUCCUUCAGCGCCUUUACCGCGGCGACGACUGGGUACCUCGUCCUGAGCUUCGUGCAGCGGGAAGAUCCCCGAGAAUUUUUCAGUGGUCCGGAUGGGACCUGGACGGACCGUACGCUGGUGGUGGCUGCCAUGUAUUGCUGGAGGGAGUGGAUUUGCAGUUUGUGCGUGAAGCAUUUCGACUCCUUGGUGAAGAACAUUUGCAACGCCAUGUCGCUGGUAAUGGUCUACAGCUUCACGGUGCUGGUGCACGAGACGCAAUUCAGCCAUUUGAAGGCAAUGCUUUUGCUGGCUAUUGUGCUGGAAGUCAUCAACUACUGCUACACUCGCCGCGCCGCAGCUGCGACUGCGAAGACCAAAGAAGAACUCCCCGUGGCCGAGUACAAGUCCAUGAGCGCCAUGACCGCGGUCAUGGAGCUGUCUGGCUUCCCAUCUCGGCAAACCACACCAAACGCGCAACACACGCCAAAGGUGUGAGGCAGCCACUGCUUCCGAAAUUUGUUCUCUGAAUGGUGGGGCCUUUCGAGGUGAAAGCGGGUGUCGGCUGCACAUGUGUUGCCG
This is a messenger RNA of Effrenium voratum, 1671 nucleotides long. The record is from the annotation of a GenBank genome assembly. Lineage: Eukaryota; Dinophyceae; Suessiales; Symbiodiniaceae.